Messenger RNA from Sarcophilus harrisii (Tasmanian devil), 2078 nucleotides. RefSeq names its product cytochrome c oxidase assembly factor 8. The coding region runs from base 19 to 678 and encodes 219 amino acids. Lineage: Eukaryota; Metazoa; Chordata; Mammalia; Dasyuromorphia; Dasyuridae. Gene Ontology annotation, biological process: intrinsic apoptotic signaling pathway. The record is from RefSeq and is a predicted model, not a curated record. Gene Ontology annotation, cellular component: mitochondrion. The transcript has 6 exons.
UGGAUCUAAGGGGCGCGAAUGGCGGCAGCCGCGGCGGUUACACGGGUGGGCUGGAGGCAGGGGGUCCUCCGUCUGCCCCGCCGCGGCUUCGCUUUCCACGGGUGCCGGCCAGGGCCGGAAAGGGGAGCAGAGCCCGGGGACUCCACGCAGAGCCGGGUGUCAAGAUCCUGCCCUCCCAGAAAAUCUUGCAAUGAUUGGAUUGGACCCCCAGAUAGAUAUUCAAACCUCCGACCGAUCAAAUUUUAUAUCCCUGAAAAUGAAUCUCCUUUGGAACAGCAGCUUAGAAAAUUAAGACAAGAAACACAAGAAUGGAACCAACAAUAUUGGGCAAACCAGAAUCAGACAUUUAAUAAGGAAAAAGAAGCGUUUAUUCACUCAAGAUUGAAAGCUAGAGGUCUGGGACUAAAAGACGAAACAGGUAAAAAAAUAACAUUGAAUGCAGAAGAAAUGGCAGACUUUUACAAGGAUUUCUUAAGUAAAAAUUUUCAAAAGCAUAUGUACUAUAACAGAGACUGGUACAAACGUAAUUUUACUAUCACCUUGUUCAUGGGAAGAGUGGCUCUAGAGAGGAUUUGGAAGAAGCUUGGAUUCAAACAGAAUCUCUGGACAAAGGGAUUUUACCAAGCAGUCCCAAGAGACACGACCUUUUCUGCUAUCUGCUGGAGGCUCUUCUCCUGAGGCAGAAUGAGGUUGUAUCCUUCCUUCCUGUUUACCAAGUCAGGAGAGACAAAGAGGAGCUGGAGCUGGCCCAGCCAUGGGGAAAGGAAGCACGACCAGCCUUUAGUCUUGCUGAUGUGAGGAAAUCUAGGCUUGGUAAUAACACCAUGUAUAGAAGCAUCUCAGAGCCCAAAGGACAGCAAAGGCAAAAAAAUGCCCCAGGAGCUCCCAGAUGCUCUUUGGUGAAGUUAACAAACAUUUCCUCAGUACUUGUUAUUCAUAAGGUCUUUUGUUAGUGCUGAAGGAGUGACAAGAAUGAACAAGAAAUGGCUCCUCCAAGCCCUCACAAGUUUCUUUAGAAUCCUAGACCAGAGUUGGAAGAAGCUUUUAGAGAUGACCUGACUUGCCGAGUUACUUGGGGUAUUCACUUCUGCUUCAUAGAUGUCAGUUUCCUCAUUUGUAAAAUGAGGUGACUCACAGUGAUUUCAGGAUUUAGAGCUGGAGGGCUCAUUUAGUAAAAUCCUAUUUACUUUACAAGUGAAGAAACUGAAGUCCAAACAAGUAAUCUGGCACUCUUCAGCUCGAAAAAUCUAUGAAAGGCAGAUGGGAAUGAUGUUGGUAGGGUGGUCCUCUGUAACUUUGUGACCAUAGGGAAGGACAUUAACAGAAGAGAGCCUGAAUUAUGUAAACGACCAGGAAGCCAAGCUACUCCAAAGCAAGCAGGGAGGAGCACUGACAGAAUUAUCCUGUGCAGACGUGCACCUCUUGUCAUCCUUAAGGGAUCCUGUAUUACAUGCAGUAAGCCCUGGUUGAAUUCCUUGCAUUGACAAAAUUAUCAUGACCCCACGAUUACUGUAGCCAAUCAGAAGGCCAAGUUAACCCCUGAGGUUAUUUUUCUCUUAUAAAGGAACCUACUGGUACCCGACUUUGCUAACUCCUAUUAGGAAUUUAACCUGCUUGAUGAUGAAUUCAUCAUUGUGAAUUCAUUAGGAACUUGCCCUUCCUUAUGGCAUCUUUCCCCUUAUUAAUGGCUAAAACUUCCUUUUGGAUAUUAGCUCUUUGCCAGCAGCGUAAUAAAAUCUUGUCCUUUUGAUUUGGAGAUGGUGUAAGCCUACAAAUUAUUUUGAGAUACCUCUUGUCACUGACCUGAAACCCCAAAAUAUUUUAGGAGUUUGCCCCCAUUUCCCAAUAUUUUGUGGCCCAUAUGGGGAGAGUCUUGGAACCCCAAUAUGUUUGCUGGUUCAAUGCUUCUGUACCCCAUACCUCAUCUUAUUCAAUUUGAAGUCAAAAGAUUUGGAUUUUUUUUCCUCCUUUUGCUACUCUGUGACCUUAGGGAAGUCACUCUCUUUAGAACUCAUGUCCCUACAGCCCUUUUUGUAGUGGCUAGAAACUGGAAACUGAAUGGAUGUCCAUCAGUUGGA